CUUGUGGAAGUGAAAGAUCAUAAAAUUAAUUACGUUUUGUGAUUUAUUCUUGGCCAUUAUCAAUACGUGAGGGCAAAUAUCGUCUUGGCGUUAAGAUAAGAAGUACUUGGUGCCUGUGAGUUGUUCCGUUUGAACGUGGAUCGAGAUUAUUGUGUUUUCGGGGAAAUAUCGAGGUGUGUGUUAGACCUGUGUGUGGAUUUGUGCAAUUUAUGUGUUGUUCAAGUUAGCAUGCCUGCUAAUCGUAAUGGGAAACGAUCGUCACAGUCUCACGCAACUUCAAGCGCUGAGAGGCGGGAACAUUUGUACAAGAUCCUGGUGAUCGGCGAGCUGGGCACGGGCAAGACGUCCAUCAUCAAGCGAUAUGUUCACCAGUUCUUCAGUCAGCACUACAGAGCGACCAUCGGGGUCGAUUUCGCGCUGAAAGUGUUAAACUGGGAUGCGAAUACGAUCAUACGCUUGCAGCUAUGGGAUAUUGCAGGCCAGGAGCGGUUUGGGAAUAUGACGCGCGUGUAUUAUAAGGAAGCGGUCGGCGCUUUCAUAGUGUUCGACGUAUCGCGGGUCGCCACAUUCGACGCGGUUGUCAAGUGGAAAAACGACCUUGACACGAAGGUGCAACUGCCCGAUGGAUCGCCGAUACCGUGCAUACUGCUGGCUAAUAAGUGCGACCAGCAAAAGGAGGGUAUUGUCAAUUCGCCGGCGAAAAUGGACGAGUAUUGCCGCGAGAAGGGCUUCGCUGGAUGGUUCGAAACGUCGGCGAAGGAGAACAUUAACAUUGAAGAGGCGGCUCGCUCAUUAGUUAAUAAGAUACUCCUAAACGACAAACUGCUGCAAAACAACGACAAAGACGGCGAGAGAUUCGCGCUCGACCACAAGAUUGCGAACGGCGAGAACACGCGGGACAGCGGCGGCAACAAGUCCUGCGCUUGCUGACCGCGCUGCGCCGCCCCAACCCUGCACUGAACGAACCUCGCUUUAAUAUGAACAAUUUUUUAUUGAGCCUCUAGUACAAUGGCGCGUUUGCUGCCUCCUCUCGAACAGAGUCUAUCCCGACAUAUCGAGAUCCAAUACAAACGAGCUCAGUUCCAUGGAACAUUGAAUUGAUAUUGAAAACUACGACUAAUUUAACUAAUUUCGAUCGAAUGUUUCUAUAAUACCACGUAGAACUCGAAUCGGUUGCAAAAGAAACAUGGAAGUUCGAGCUCGAAUCACAAUCGUAAUUGAAAAGGAAUCAGGAUCGAAUCAAUAUCGUUGGUAAUAUGGCUCCUGGUAUAGAACUCGCAAAGCGUCAUUGCACUAAACGCCGGAUAGAAUUUAUACCUUAUAUUAUAAUAACUUCGCAGAACUAUAUAAACAUUUUUAUUGUAUACUAAGUUUUGUUGUGGGACGAUGUUGAAUUAAAUAAGUUGUCUCCCAAGAUUGACGCUGAUCACCCCACCUGCAUUUGUAAAUGUGGAACGUGAAAUGUAAUUACAUGUUUUUUUCUCUUGCACAUUUAUAUUACCACUUGUGAACAAAUUUUGACUUGUUUAUAUAUAUUUCGUUUGUAUAUAAUGACGACUUGUACAAUAAAUGUGGCCUUAGAUUUGUACUGUUGAUAUAUACACGUAUCCUGGGGAUGUUUUAGUGAAAUGUAUUCGAAAUCUGAUUACGUUUAAUUGUUAUUAUAACUGUGUUUGAGAAGUGAUUAUUGUUUGAAUAAAAACUAUGAAUUAUUUAUCAAUUAUCCGUAUUAAUGUUUAGAUAUUUAUAAAAUGUUUCAAGUGCCUCUAUACAUCGAAUUUAAAUUGAAUAACGAUUUUUAAUGAACUAUACGAUUCUUGUGUCCAAUGUUUUGGAGAUUGUAUUUAUCUUGGAUAGGGAAAUGUAAUACGCGAUGUGAAGACGCCAGCUUUUUUAUUUUCUUGGACUAUUUUCAAAAACUCGUGCCAUGUUCGGCUAAAGUCAUAAUUAGUUAUGUUAUUAUUACAAUAGAGUAUAGAUUGAGUUAAUAUUGUAAUAAGUAUUACGUAUUGUACGUGAGCGUGUGGAUUUAUUACAGAAUAAAUUGUUUUAGAAAAAUGAA
This is a messenger RNA of Zerene cesonia (dogface butterfly), 2062 nucleotides long. RefSeq names its product ras-related protein Rab-32 (gene Rab32). Gene Ontology annotation, molecular function: GTPase activity; GTP binding. The transcript has 5 exons. The record is from RefSeq and is a predicted model, not a curated record. Bases 229 to 930 code for a protein of 233 amino acids. NCBI's taxonomy places the organism in Eukaryota, Metazoa, Arthropoda, Insecta, Lepidoptera, Pieridae. Gene Ontology annotation, cellular component: phagocytic vesicle; Golgi apparatus; late endosome. Gene Ontology annotation, biological process: endosome to lysosome transport; phagosome-lysosome fusion.